Molecule: messenger RNA, 1191 nt
Organism: Amaranthus tricolor (Joseph's coat)
Lineage: Eukaryota; Viridiplantae; Streptophyta; Magnoliopsida; Caryophyllales; Amaranthaceae
Exons: 11
Coding region: 1-1191 (396 amino acids)
Source: RefSeq, a predicted model, not a curated record
AUGUCGAACCACAACCUGAAGCUCGAUAUGGCCAAUCUGGAACUUGCUAAGCAGUACUUAGUCUCUGCUUUUCUCUCUUUGGAACCUUCAGAUUGUUUAAUUUCCUUUGAAAGAAAGUGUGGGUGUGGCUUUAUUUCGAAGGAUGUGCAAGAAUUUAUUUGGACAUAUUGCAUUAACAAUAGUGAUUAUAACUAUUAUGCACCUUACUUGAAAAAUUUGCUGAAGAAGCUCAUUAAAGAAGUGGAAUCUUCUGGUGGAAAUGUCUUGGAUGAAUUUUAUGAGCGAUAUGCUGACUACAUGGCUUCUCUAACGGAAGAUGCACCAGCUAAUGGAAGUUCAUGGAUUGUGAAACGCGUAUCGUUUCUUUUUAACGAUGUGCCUAGUCAUUGGGGUCAAAUGCAGAUGGUUGUACCAUUGCAAUGUUCUCUCAAUAUGCUUCAAGGGGACACUGGGUGUGCUCUUUGGCCUUCUAGUCUUUUUCUGUCAGAGUUUAUUCUUUCAUACCCUGAAGUUUUUACGAAGAAGUCAUGUUUUGAGGUUGGCUCUGGUGUAGGUCUGCUUGGCGUUUGCCUUAAUCAUGUCAAAGCUUCUCAGGUCAUUUUGACUGAUGGUGAUGCAUCGAGUUUAGAAAAUUUAAAGCUUAAUUUGGAGAUGAAUAAGAUUGAAAAUUUAGAUGUGUCUUUAGACAAAAGUGAUUGUAGCUUAUGUACGGUACAAUGCAUUCCUCUGUCAUGGGAAUCUGCAGAAGAGAGUGAGCUUUGGCAAUUCCAGCCUGAUAUUGUUCUAGGUGCGGGUGUGUUGGGAAACCCCUCAUGCCUGCCACAUCUUGUUAAAGUUCUUUUGAUUCUUCUUACUCGAAGAAAACCCAUCAGCAGCAAACCGAACAGCAAUAGAGAUACUGAUAGAAAAGAAGAUUGCUCCGACGUUGAUUCUACAGAGUCCAGUAAAGCGAAACUAGAGUCUUCGAAUUUGAAAUCCUUGCUUGAACAAAUGGCGACGGGUCCUGUCGCACUUAUCGCCUCAGUGAUAAGAAACAUUGAUACUUUCAACUGCUUUCGAAAGUUAUGUUCUCAAAAUAAUCUCGAUAUCAGAGAUAUUACUAGAUCGAUUUGGCCUUUUAACUUACUACCUUACAUGGAUUCAUAUAGAAGAUCAGAUGUGCACUUGUUUCUGCAGUCUUAUAGCAAGUGA